Molecule: messenger RNA, 2764 nt
Organism: Manis javanica (Malayan pangolin)
Lineage: Eukaryota; Metazoa; Chordata; Mammalia; Pholidota; Manidae
Gene: SLC6A11
Product: solute carrier family 6 member 11
Biological process (GO): neurotransmitter transport; sodium ion transmembrane transport; amino acid transport
Cellular component (GO): cell projection; plasma membrane
Molecular function (GO): gamma-aminobutyric acid:sodium:chloride symporter activity
Source: RefSeq, a predicted model, not a curated record
UAAAAAGCCAGCCCGCCUGGGGCGGCGGCGCAGAGCCGGGCCCGGCGCACGAGGCAGCCAGCGCGGCCAUGACGGCGGAGAAGGCGCUGCCUCUGGGCAAUGGGAAGGCUGCCGAGGAGGCGCGAGAGUCCGAGGCGCCGGGCGGCGGCGGCAGCGGGGGCGCGGCGGCCGCGCGCGACAAGCGCGAGAAGACAGUCCACGAGCGCGGCCACUGGAACAACAAGGUGGAGUUCGUGCUGAGCGUGGCUGGGGAGAUCAUAGGGCUGGGCAACGUGUGGCGCUUCCCUUACCUGUGCUACAAGAACGGAGGAGGGGCAUUCCUGAUUCCCUACGUGGUGUUUUUUAUCUGCUGUGGAAUUCCUGUCUUUUUCUUGGAAACAGCUCUGGGACAGUUCACAAGUGAAGGUGGCAUUACAUGUUGGAGAAAAGUUUGCCCUUUAUUCGAAGGCAUUGGCUAUGCAACACAGGUGAUUGAGGCCCAUCUAAAUGUCUACUACAUCAUCAUCCUGGCCUGGGCCAUUUUCUACCUGAGCAACUGCUUCACCACUGAGCUCCCUUGGGCCACCUGUGGACAUGAAUGGAACACAGAAAAUUGUGUGGAGUUCCAGAAACUGAACAUGAGCAACCACAGUCAUGUGUCCCUGCAGAACGCCACCUCUCCUGUCAUGGAGUUUUGGGAGCACCGGGUCUUGGCCAUCUCAGAUGGGAUCGAGCACAUUGGGAAUCUCCGCUGGGAGCUAGCCUUGUGUCUCCUGGCGGCCUGGACCAUCUGCUACUUCUGUAUCUGGAAGGGGACCAAGUCCACAGGAAAGGUUGUAUAUGUCACCGCGACAUUCCCCUAUGUCAUGCUUCUGAUCCUCCUGAUCCGCGGGCUCACGUUGCCAGGGGCAACCGAAGGCAUCAAGUUCUACCUGUACCCUGACCUCUCCCGGCUCUCCGACCCACAGGUCUGGGUAGAUGCUGGGACGCAGAUCUUUUUCUCCUAUGCCAUCUGCCUGGGUUGUCUGACUGCUCUGGGAAGUUAUAACAAUUAUAACAACAACUGCUACAGGGACUGCAUCAUGCUCUGUUGCCUGAACAGUGGCACCAGCUUUGUGGCUGGUUUUGCCAUCUUCUCAGUCCUGGGCUUCAUGGCAUAUGAGCAGGGGGUGCCCAUUGCCGAGGUGGCAGAGUCAGGCCCUGGCCUGGCCUUCAUCGCUUACCCCAAGGCUGUCACCAUGAUGCCUCUCUCCCCACUGUGGGCCACCUUGUUCUUCAUGAUGCUCAUCUUCCUGGGCCUGGACAGCCAGUUUGUGUGCGUGGAAAGCCUUGUGACAGCUGUAGUGGACAUGUACCCCAAGGUCUUCCGGAGGGGCUAUCGGCGGGAGCUGCUCAUCCUGGCCCUGUCGGUUGUCUCCUAUUUUCUGGGCCUCGUGAUGUUAACAGAGGGCGGCAUGUACAUCUUCCAGCUCUUUGACUCCUAUGCUGCCAGUGGGAUGUGCCUUCUCUUUGUGGCCAUCUUUGAGUGUGUCUGCAUCGGCUGGGUGUACGGAAGCAACCGCUUCUAUGAUAACAUCGAAGACAUGAUUGGCUACCGGCCAUUGUCACUCAUUAAAUGGUGCUGGAAGGUCGUGACCCCCGGGAUCUGUGCGAGUAUCUUCAUCUUCUUCCUGGUCAAAUACAAACCUCUAAAGUACAAUAACAUCUACACCUACCCUGCCUGGGGCUACGGCAUCGGCUGGCUCAUGGCCCUGUCCUCCAUGCUCUGCAUCCCGCUCUGGACCUUCAUCAAGGUGUGGAAGACGGAGGGGACGCUGCCUGAGAAAUUCCGCAAGUUGACGAUCCCGAGCUCCAAUCUGAAAAUGCGGGGCAAGCUUGGGACAGGCCCACGGACAGUGAUGGUUAAUGACUGUGAAGCCAAACUCAAGGGCGAUGGGACCAUUGCAGCCAUCACAGAGAAGGAGACGCACUUCUGAGUGACGUGUGUGCCUCGGACGCCCCUCCUUCCUCUCCUCCCACCGUGUGUAUAAAUGAAUAUCUGAAACAUGCACGUCACCUAAUGGUAGAGGCUUGCUCAUUUUGCACAGGAUUUAUUAACAAGUUAAUUUUAAGGUGGCUGUGUACACUCUCGUACAAAGUCACAUUCCCCUCUUCGCCCCCGUUAUCAUGUAAGUAACAUUACAAAGAGAUAAUACUGUGCAGGGACUAGCAGAAUCUUCUUGUGCUAGGACGGUUUUAAACAAUAUUUUCUAGGGGCCAGGAAGAAGUUGUAUCCUAUGGUCAAACUUUUAUACCCAGGCUGUGGGGCAGGUUGGGUGGGAGCCAUGCCUGUCCUCCUCUCUCAGCCUUUUAACUGACCAGUCCAUGUCCCAUGUUUGUCCCUGACCAUUGCAGCUGCCCCUCCUCCCGUGCCCCCAGGGGAAGGCUUUGCCUUCAAGCCCUCCCUUUCAGUCUCCUAACCUCUUAGUGGGUUUGCAGUCAGCAAGGCUGUGUCUGAGAAGGAAGUCCUACCAGACCUCAGACCUCCCACUGCCCUGUCCCCUCUAAGUGGCCUUGAGCCCUCCUUUCCCCUUCCCUGCCUCAGUUUCCCUAUCUUCCAAAUGGGGAGGGCUGGGUCAGGUGACCUCUGAAGCCCUUCCCAGCCUGGCUGCGUCUCUGGUGAUUCUCCUGAUGCCUCACUGCUGGCAGAACUGCCACCGACCUUGGGUUCUUCUGAAGACCCUGCACACCGUCACCCUCCAAACCACCUUCACCUACUUAUUUAAAAUCAAGUUUGUCAUUGAAA